Messenger RNA from Dendrobium catenatum, 2829 nucleotides. Its product is annotated as hydroxyproline O-galactosyltransferase GALT2-like. Gene Ontology annotation, cellular component: Golgi membrane. The record is from RefSeq and is a predicted model, not a curated record. NCBI's taxonomy places the organism in Eukaryota, Viridiplantae, Streptophyta, Magnoliopsida, Asparagales, Orchidaceae. The coding region runs from base 405 to 2441 and encodes 678 amino acids. The transcript is spliced from 7 exons. Gene Ontology annotation, molecular function: galactosyltransferase activity; carbohydrate binding.
CCAGUUCCCUCUUCUUAGUCCAGUCUUCAUUUGUCAUCUGGAGGCAAAUGGAGUCUUACGGCGACACCGCGAGAGUUCGCAAAAAGGAAGAAAAAAGAGAGAACUUUUCUUUGCAUUAAAAAUUGCCGAUUCUGAAACAACCCAUCCUUGAUUCGUAUUUAAUUCGAUCGAUCGAAAACGACUCCUAAUAGUCUGCGAUUACUUCCGUUUCUUGUAAGGGGGUAAGGCUUACCCCUUCUUAUACAAGUUUCUCCUCUUCCUCAUACGCUUUCUGUGAUCACCAUUCUCUACUACAUCUAAGCAACCCGUGGGAGAUCUCCUUCGAUGUCCCUAGGGUUUGCUUCCUUUUCUCCAUCCUAAUUCUUGGGGGCUCCUUUUAUUGGAUUCUGGCCAUUUAGGGAACGAUGAAGAGGUCAAAGAGCAUGGAAGCCUUCGUUGGGAGGAAAUGGAGGUUAUCUCACAUCCUCUUCGCCGUGACCGUGGUUUAUCUGCUGUUCGUCGGUUUCAAGUUUUACCAUAUACUUGAUAUUGUGGGCUUGAAUAGCGGCGAACGGAAUUUCAGCGACGAUGGCCGUCGUCCUGUGAAAGGGAACGAUGUAGCCGAAGUCAGCCGGCCACUGUUGGUUUCCACCUACGCGGGUUCGCUACAUCGCCGCCUCGAUGACGGAAACCCUCCGCGGAAGCCAGACGGUGACCCACUCGUCCUCCCUGCCCACCGCAAGCCCGUGUUCUCUUUCGACCACUAUGGCAGGAUCACCGGAGCCAUAAUGCAGAGACGACGGCACUGGGGUGGCAACCUCACUGAGUUGGAGAGGAUGACUCAUGAGGCGUGGGAUUUAGGAAUGAAGGCUUGGGAGGAGGUAAAGAAUUAUGUGGAUAAAGGGGAGUUGAACCCAGCUGCAUUGCUUGAAGGGAAGCAGGAGCCCUGCCCAUUGUCGGUCUCUAUGGGUAAGAAUGAGAUUGGCGCCAAAGAAAGCUUGAUCUUUCUUCCUUGUGGACUCGAGGUGGGAUCAUCGAUCACUGUGAUUGGUACUCCUCACAGUGCUCAUGAGGAAUAUGUGCCUCAGCUGGCGAGGUUGAAACUGGGGAAUGGGGUAGUUAUGAUGUCCCAGUUUACUGUUGAGCUGCAAGGGCUUAAAGCUGUUGAUGGAGAGGAACCUCCAAAGAUCUUACACUUCAAUCCAAGGCUGAAGGGUGAUUGGAGCGGCAGGCCUGUCAUUGAGCACAAUACAUGUUAUAGAAUGCAAUGGGGGAAAUCAAUGCGCUGUGAUGGAAUUGCCUCGAACGAUGAUGAUGAUACAGUUGAUGGGUUCAUUAAAUGUGAAAAAUGGCUACGUAGUGAUGUUGAUUCAAAAGAAUCCAAAACAACUGCUUGGUUGAAGAGAUUCAUAGGUCGGGCAAAGAAACCAGAAAUGACAUGGUCGUAUCCAUUUGUAGAGGGCAGGUUGUUUGUCCUGACAUUUCGUGCUGCUGUAGAAGGAUAUCAUGUUUAUGUUGGCGGACGACACAUAACUUCAUUCCCAUAUAGGCCGGGGUUUACUAUUGAAGAUGCCACUGGUUUAACUAUCAAAGGAGAUAUUGACGUGCAUUCAGUAUUUGCUUCUUCUCUUCCUGAUUCCCACCCAAGUUUUUCUCCCCAGCAAGUUCUAGAACUUUCAGAAUCAUGGAAGUCUAGUCCUCUUCCAGAACAUCCCAUUGAGCUUUUCAUCGGCAUUCUCUCUGCCACCAAUCAUUUUGCAGAACGCAUGGCUAUUAGAAGAACUUGGAUGCAGUAUUCUGCUAUCAAGUUGUCAAAUGUUGUUGCCCGUUUCUUUGUCGCACUGAGUCCAAGAAAGGAGGUUAAUGUGGUUCUGAAGAGAGAAGCAGAAUAUUUUGGAGACAUCAUUAUCUUGCCAUUUAUGGAUCGUUAUGAGCUAGUGGUACUAAAAACUGUUGCUAUUUGUGAGUUUGGGGUAAAUAACUUGACCGCUGCAUAUAUUAUGAAAUGUGAUGACGACACAUUUGUUCGGCUGGAUGUUGUGCUGAGGGAGAUAAAUAAUGCCGCCGGCCGGAAAUCCCUUUAUAUGGGCAAUCUUAACCUCUUGCACAGGCCCCUCAGGAAUGGAAAAUGGGCAGUAACUUUUGAGGAAUGGCCAGAAGAAGUAUAUCCUCCGUAUGCCAAUGGACCUGGUUAUGUAAUAUCGAGCGACAUCGCAAAGUUUAUUAUAUCUAAGCAUGCCAACCAUACCUUGAGUAUGUUCAAGAUGGAAGAUGUAAGCAUGGGCGUGUGGGUUGAGGAGUUCAAUGCUUCCACCCCUGUCAGGUACUCUCACAACUGGAAGUUCUGCCAGUAUGGCUGUAUGGAUGGAUACUACACUUCACAUUAUCAAUCUCCAAGGCAAAUGAUCUGCCUAUGGGAUAAACUGGCAAGAGGUCGAGCCCAGUGCUGCAACUUUAGGUGAAAACCUUGCACAGGUUCGGACCAAUUUGUCCAUUUCUCACGCCAUUUUUACAGGGGUUGAUAAUUUUUUUGUGCAAUGCUAUAUUGCCGGGGGGAUUUAAUUUAUAUGAUGGAAGAUCUAGUGAUGACCAACAUUUCCUUCCAUGCCUGCCUUGGCCCCAAAUAGGUUUUUUUUUUUCUUUUUUGUUGCUGCUUUUAGUUUAAUGUAAGGUUGUUUGAAUUGAAGAAAAUAAUAGAAUGCUUGGUUGGUUUUGUGCAUUGAAGAACAUGCCAGAGAUAUACUGGAUACUUGUAUACUUGUUCAAUCUUGAACUAGAAAUUGCCUGUAUGAAUGAGGUUACGACCUUAGAUUUUGUUCUCCAAGUGUAUUCAUUACUUCAAUUGAUAUU